AUGGAUCCCUACAGAAUCGAAACAAUCGAACGUGAAGAGAUAGCAGAAGCGAUUACUCGUGCUGUUCAACGUUCAUCCGACGAAUUAGCAAGUUAUUUAUAUGACAAGUACGUAUGUGCAUUACAGCGAAUAUUAAAUGGAAUAUGUUCAACAUCAAACCUAUUUCGCACCAAUCUAACGGAAGAUAAAUGCAAAAUAGAAACAACAGCACUGAUACUGCGUGUAUCACGGCCAAUUAUAAUUGCAACAAUUCGCUGGCCCCACGUCUUUAUCGAUAAUCGAAUCGAAGCAGCAACUGAAUUAACUCGUAUAGCACCAUUAAUUUCAUUUAAUCUCUGUGAAAAUCAAUUAUCGGCAUUAACAACAACAACCACACCAAUUAUAGGACAAUUAAUUACAAAAGUUCUAAACAUCGAUGGAAGUGGGGGUGGACUGUCAAUGGCGGCCGAAUCAAUUGGAAUUAUUUUUACCGUGGCAACAGCUUUGUUCCGCAGAUUUGUAUGA
Messenger RNA from Didymodactylos carnosus, 504 nucleotides. NCBI's taxonomy places the organism in Eukaryota, Metazoa, Rotifera, Eurotatoria, Philodinida, Philodinidae. The record is from the annotation of a GenBank genome assembly.